Molecule: messenger RNA, 2301 nt
Organism: Mytilus californianus (California mussel)
Lineage: Eukaryota; Metazoa; Mollusca; Bivalvia; Mytilida; Mytilidae
Product: BTB/POZ domain-containing protein KCTD7-like
Exons: 2
Coding region: 95-1021 (308 amino acids)
Biological process (GO): protein homooligomerization
Source: RefSeq, a predicted model, not a curated record
ACCAGUAAAUAACAGGUGCUUGUUCAUUGAAUUCCGGAACAUGGAAUAACAAACAUUCACUUUCUUGAACUUGAAGCUGUUGUCAUGUCUUACAAUGAUUAGUGUGCCGAACAAUAGUGAUUCGGAGUCUUCUGACUCGAUGGAAGAUAUACAACUUAAACCUGUUCAACCUAAACCUCAUCCCGCAAGACUCGUCAACACAGAAGUCCGAAGAAAUGUAUUUACACCUGUCACUCAGGGUCAUGAAAUACCUAGACAAAUUUCUGAAUUAAGCUUAACCAGGAAUAAUUAUAUGAAUGAAAGGAACGUGAAUGUUCAAAUGAACCGUGACCAUGGAGAUCGGACAUUUCCCCCUGUGAUUCCAUUAAAUGUUGGUGGCAUUAAAUACAUAACUAGAUUGUCAACCUUGAGAAAAUAUGAGGAUUCAAUGCUGGCAGCCAUGUUUAGCGGAAGGCAUAUUGUUGACAAAGAUGAAUAUGGAAAUUAUUUUCUAGAUAGCAAUGGACAGGUAUUUGCUAAUAUUCUAGAUUUCUUAAGAAAUGGAACAAUUCCACCUAAUGAAGUAGCUGUAAGUGUGUUCAAAGAUGCCAAUUAUUUUGGCCUACAUGAAUUAGUUGAGCAGUUACAAUUUAAGCCUGACAUUGCCACCAUGCAUGUUAAAGAAGCUCACAGACAACUCUUUCCAAAUUAUUUUGUUGUAAAACAAAAUAUUGUGAAAAUAGCAAUGGAUCAUGCUAUUACUUCUAGAACAGGGGAGAUAAUAAUUAAUAUGUUCAAAACUGAAUUUGCACCAAAAGCUCCAAACUUUAAUCCAAAACAUGGAUGUGUUGCAGAACUAGCUCAUAUUAAAGUUGGACCUUGGGAAGGUGAUACAGAUGAAGAAAUGUUCAUUAGAUGUCUAGAAAAUGAUUAUUUAGAGGAAGGAUUUAACUUAAAACCACACGAAACAAAAAGAAAAUGUCGUUACUAUCAUGGACAAACAUGUCCAAAAUUUACAUACAAACUGACUUUUAUAUUUUGAUUUAUUGUUGGUUCUGAUAUUUAUAUAUACAAGUUUAUGUUUUGAUGAUUCUUAGAGAAAUCAAUUGGAUUUAAAUAUAAUGUAGUUAUCUGACUUUAUAGAUCUAAAAUGUUAAAGAUGUACAAUAGAAAUCGUAACUAAACAUGCUAAAUGGAAUGCUUCUUGUAAAUGUGCUCAAUUCUCAUUAUAUAAGACAGGGGCUAUUUACGAUUACUGUGCUAAAUUCUCAAGAUCAUCUUGUCUCUCUAAUGAUGUUAGACCUAACAAGUUGAUAAGUCCUAAGUCAAUGCAAGUCAGAGAUUUAAUUUAAAAGGAAAUACAAGCUUACUACCUGUCAAAAUUUGAACAUGUUUGCAGAAAUAUUUUUCACAACACAAGCAACACAAAAUAAAAUUUGCUCGCAGAAAUAUUGUACAAUGUACAGCAAACAGUUUAGUUUGCUUCCACAACCUCAAUUUGAAAUUAAUAUGAUUACAGAAUUAUUUUCAACAAUCUCAAGUUUAAAUUUUCUUACAGAAAUAUUUUUCAACAUGUUGUUCAAAGUCACAAGCUGACAAUUUACAUAUUUGACAAUGUUUAAAUUUAAGAUAAUCAUAAUAAUAGACUUUCUACUAAAUGUUGUAGGCUUAUAGGUUGUAAAUUCAGUAUAUUGCCUAGUUGAAUUUUUUAACUACAGAUUUUUUUUUAAAUCAAUCCAUUUUAAAGAUGUCUAGCUUAAUUGAUAUGCCACAUCAAUUCCUUUACAUGUACAUGAUUUAUAUGACUUUUUUUUUUAUUGGCCCAAUUUUUUUAGUCUCUCAUGUCUCAAGGACCUUUGUUGUUAUAAAUCUGUAAAUUUAGCUUGAAAUCUCUCCUAUAUUUCAUAUAAUGACUUGGUCAACCAAGUUUAAAGGUCACGUACUGGUAAUAUUAUGUCAGAUAAAGCUGUAUUUAUUUGUUUAUUGAUUCAUUGACCUUUGAUUGAUCUUAAAUAAUUGAGUAAAUGAAAUAAGCUGUUUUAAGAUGACCUUGGUUGAAAUUAACAUACAUGUUUUUAAUUCCCCCCAAAGUAUUAGAAUUUGUUAACUUGACAGUUAUUAUAUAAACAAAUACAUGUAAAAGAUUUUGUACAGUUUUCAAGAUCAAUAUCCAGAAUAUACAUUUAAUAUUUGCCACUGGAGGUAAAGAGGACAAUGGUCAUACAGUCUUUUUUUGGUCUUGUUCCUUUCAAUAUACAGAAUAUAUUGGGUAUUUGAAGCAGGGAAAAUGAUGAAUGUUCUGUUAACUAUUGAAUUUGAUGC